AUGUCUUAAAUUUUUAUUUUAUCUAUUCUAUCUAUUUAAAAAGAUUUAUCCAAAUUUUUUAUUGAGAGCGGUUCAGAAAUCUCAAAAGUAUGUCUAUUUUAACUAUUAGUAGGGAAUCAUUGAAUUCAAGUUGUUUAAGGAAUAUAUUAUAAUGGAACAAUUUAUAUUUUUUGUAAGAUCUUACUUUUCAUCUAAAACAUCUUCCAAAACUUGA
Molecule: messenger RNA, 214 nt
Organism: Paramecium sonneborni
Lineage: Eukaryota; Ciliophora; Oligohymenophorea; Peniculida; Parameciidae
Source: the annotation of a GenBank genome assembly